UUUCUUCCUCCCAAAUUGUUUACAAAGAGUCAGCGGAGGAGGACGAGCAUUUAUUUCCCUUGCAAUAUAAGCUCAUUAACCAACAUUGUCUAAUUACUAUUAGCAUUGUGGGUUUGAACGAUGGGGAAACCGAGGCAGGAGGAAGUGACUCAGGCGCAAGGCAGGGAGCGCCUCCCUCGCUGCUCCAACCACUAGGCAAACAUUGCCUACAAGGCACAGAGGAGACCUAGAGCUUUCUCGGCCUCCUUGUUUUCCUUCUUUGAACCUCUCUUCCUAUGUGACCGAAAAUAAAGGCGGAUUUCGGAAGGACGGUAAGGGAUUUCUGGAGUCCUGACCCAUGGAGCCGCUGCCCAUCUUGCUCCGGGGAUACAUCUAUGCGGUCCACGUCUCCUUCCUGGAGAUCCUCUUCACAGUUCUCAUCCUGGGCCACGAAUGGACCUUCCGCUGGGUAUCGGUCCUGGGCUCCUUCCUCCUCUAUGGAGCCUGCGCGUUGACCUUGGAGCAGAUCCAUCUGGCCUUGCGGGGCGACUGCUGCCUGCUCACCCGCUCCACCCUUUACACCUUCUGCAUCUUCUUCUGGCAGUUCUGCGUCGGUUAUUUCCUCCAGCUCUUUGGCGCGUGCCCUUGGGAUUUCUCCAACUUCCAUUACAACUUCAUGGGCCUCAUUGCGUUGGAGCACGCCCUGAUCUGGUUCGUGAGCGCCCUUUUGCUGGAGCGCAUGGUGAUCCGGAACACGCUCCGGCUGCGGGUGGACAAGCCGUGGAAGCCGGAUAAGGAUCCCAAAGCCAGACCCCUCUUCGAACUGAAAGAUGACUGAGAUUGUCCAGAUUCUUGUGAAUUUCAGUGGAUUUUCCGUGUAGUAUGACACGGUGGUUGUUAGAGUGGU
Anolis sagrei ordinatus is the source of this 886-nucleotide messenger RNA. Its product is annotated as transmembrane protein 229B-like. Lineage: Eukaryota; Metazoa; Chordata; Lepidosauria; Squamata; Anolidae. The record is from RefSeq and is a predicted model, not a curated record.